AUGGGGUUUGCCGUCGGCAUCUGCUCCCUCCUCUUGCUGGGUUUCGCCAACGCCUACACGUGCGUAGUCAUGCUCCAGUCCGCCGAGGAAUUCGGCACGCCCGAGAGCUUUCAUGACCUGACUGAUGUCUCUUUGGGGCACAAGUGGGCAGUACUUUUGGACUGGGUCGUCGGGCUGACGUCAUUCUUUGCGUGCACCCAGAAGCUGAUCUUGGCGGGGGACUUUGGGGUGGCGAUCAAGCAGCGAAUCAUUACUCAUAACUAUCUGCCGAACCGGGCGCUGAUUGUCUUGACACUAACCAUAGGCCUGGCGCUCCCGCUCGUGUUCAAACGAAACAUGCGCGCGCUCGAGAAGGUUUCCUCCGGGGGGGUUCUCUGCACCUUGACGGUGCUCGCCAUUCUGAUCUACUCUUACUCUGUUUCGGUGGUGCGGAGUGACAGCUGGGCGGGCGGCGACGUCGUAUAUGCCAACGGGACGCCAGAUCUGCUGCUAGCCCUUCCGGUGCAGCAGUUUGUGUUCGCCGGCCAGGCGGGAGUGAUCCCACUUUACAAGUCGAUGAAGAACCGGAGCUUGCGCAAUGGGAAGAUCAUGGUCUGCUGCGCCUUCGCCUUUUGCGUCAGCGUCAACCUGUGCUUUGGGAUCUUCGGUUACCUUCAGUUUCCUGAGGAGCAAGAGGGCGACGUUUUGAACAACUUAGUAAGCCAUAAGAGCGCUGUUUACACGGCAAUGUAUUUCCUAGCCAUAGCCGGGUCGAUUUCGGGUUACCCCCUUAACCUGACGGUCGGUCGGGUGCAUCUAGGCAAUAUUCUUCUGGGCCCCGAGAAAGCCAAGUCAAGAAAGUGGGUCUACUUAAUGACGAUGGUUUUCUUUGUGGGCACUCUUGGGUUAGGUCUGGGGAUCAAGAACCUGGGCGUGGUUCAGGGCCUCGCCGGGAGGUGGAAAAGGAAACCCCCGGGGGGAGAGAAACAACGGGCCCCCGCAGGGAGUGGCGGAGACAGAAAGUCUGCUCCUAAGGGGGGGCCAAACGUGUGGUCAAACGCCGCUUUUGAACCAGGGCCAAUUGAAAACGAUCCAGAAGGAAGUCCAGCUAAGAGUGGCGGUCAGAAGAGUGUAGGUAGGUCACGUGAUGACGGGAAAAGUGAUAGAGGUAAAGAGGAGGAGCGGGAAAACAGGCAUAGGAAUCACAAGCAGCUUAGGAAGCUCCCGGCGUAUAUUCUUUUUGGAGUUGCUGCGGUGAACGCAGGGUUGGCAACGAUUGGGAAUCUGGUCUCCCUCAUUCUAGUUGGGUGGGACAAUGCGAGCAUCACAUUCAAGGUAUCUUAG
Messenger RNA from Klebsormidium nitens, 1323 nucleotides. The record is from the annotation of a GenBank genome assembly. Lineage: Eukaryota; Viridiplantae; Streptophyta; Klebsormidiophyceae; Klebsormidiales; Klebsormidiaceae.